Molecule: messenger RNA, 2317 nt
Organism: Cryptomeria japonica (Japanese cedar)
Lineage: Eukaryota; Viridiplantae; Streptophyta; Pinopsida; Cupressales; Cupressaceae
Product: peptidyl-prolyl cis-trans isomerase FKBP62
Exons: 13
Coding region: 196-1977 (593 amino acids)
Molecular function (GO): protein binding; peptidyl-prolyl cis-trans isomerase activity
Source: RefSeq, a predicted model, not a curated record
GAACAGUGUAAAAGAAAGCUCUAGAAAGAUUCUAAAGCGUUUUCUUUUCUCUCUCUUUUUUUUCAAAAUUGUAACGACAAUGAGUAAAACCCAUGUCUCAUCUGUACAAAAGGCUGCACACAGGCAAUUCAGCAUUUCACUUUAAUUCUUUUCUGAAUUCAUUCCAGUUGUGUAAGCUUGGAAUAAAUUUUAUCAAUGGCUGUUGAUGACGAUGAUCUGGAGAUCUCUGAUGCCGAAGAGAUAGAUGAUGAUGAUGAUGAAGAAGAAGGUGAUGAGUUGGAGUCUGCGCCGCCCAUGGAAGUGGGGGAGGAGAAGGAAAUCGGUCGUUUUGGUUUGAAGAAAAAAAUUAUCAGAGCGGGAAAAAAUUAUCAAACACCAGAAAAUGGAGAUGAAGUUACAGUGCAUUAUACCGGAACUUUACUGGAUGGUACUAAGUUUGAUUCUUCCAGAGACAAGGGCCAGCCUUUUACAUUCACAGUUGGCCAAGGUGAAGUUAUCAAAGGAUGGGAUCAAGGAAUCAUUACAAUGAAGAAAGAAGAAAAUGCACUCUUUACAAUACCUCCAGAAUUAGCAUAUGGCUCUGCUGGAAGACCUCCUUCUAUUCCUCCCAAUACCACCAUUCAGCUUGACGUGGAACUCAUCUCUUGGACUAGUGUAGUCGAUGUAUGCAAGGAUGGUGGAAUUCUCAAGAAAAUAAUCUCUCAAGGAGAAAAUUAUGAGAAACCCAAAUAUGCAGAUGAGGUGACUGUGAAGUAUGAAGCUAAACUUGAGGAUGGAACAAUUGUGGCAAAAACAAGAGAGGGAGGCGUGGAGUUCUAUGUCAAUGAUGGAAACUUUUGUCCUGCCAUUGCAAAGGCAGUGAAAACAAUGAACAGUGGAGAAAAGGCCAUUCUCACAAUAAAACCUGUGUAUGCUUUUGGUGAGCAGGGUAGAGAUGCUGCAGGGGUUUUUGUUGCAGUUCCACCAAAUGCAAACCUUAUUGUCACUCUGGAAUUAAUUUCAUUUAAGUCUGUGAAAGAAAUUACAGAAGAUAAGAAGGUUGUAAAGAAAAUUUUGAAAAAAGGUGAAGGGUAUGAAAAACCAAGCGAUGGAACAGUUGUUCAGAUCAGGUAUAUCGCUAAGCUACAAGAUGGCACGGUCUUUGAGCAGAAGGGAUCUGAAGGCGAAGAUUCUUUUCAAUUUAUAAUAGGGGAAGAACAAGUUAUUUCUGGUCUGGAUAAAGCUGUAGCAAAAAUGAAGAAGGGGGAGGUAGCUCUAAUUACAAUAUAUCCUGAGUAUGGAUUUGGAAAUGUUGACAUCCAAAGGGAUUUGGCUGUGGUUCCACCAAAUUCAACUCUCAUUUAUGAGGUUGAAAUGGUGUCAUUUAGAAAGGAAAAGAAAGCCUGGGAGAUGAAUCCACUAGAGAAAAUUGAGGCUGCUAAACAGUUGAAAGAGGAUGGCAAUAAUCUGUUUAAGAUUGGAAAGUACCAGCGAGCGGCAAAGAAAUAUGACAUGGCUACAAAUUAUGUAGAGCAUGAGGAGGAGUUCAAUCCCGAGGAUAGAAAACAGACAAAGGCUCUUAAAGUAUCUUGUUGCCUGAAUAAUGCAGCGUGCUGCCUUAAAUUGAAGGACUUUAAGGGAGCAAUUAAGCUAUGUUCAAAGGUUCUGCAGCAUGAAUCACAAAACAUCAAGGCUUUGUAUAGAAGAGCUCAAGCAUACAUGGAGACGGAAGAUCUGGAUUUAGCUGAACUAGAUAUCAAGAAAGCACAGGAGAUAGACCCACAAAAUAGAGAAGUGCGACUGGAGUAUAAGACACUAAAGAAAAAGCAGAUUGAACACAAUAAGAAAGAUGCGAAAUUCUAUGGAAAUAUUUUUUCAAGACUAAACAAAUUGGAGGCUUCUGAAGCGAAGAAGGGAGAGGGUGAACCGAUGGACGUUAAAAAAACAGGCAAUGAUGAAAACACAAAGCCAGAGGAAAUGGCUCUAGAUUCCAGAUAAUUUAAUCCAACUGUUAUAGAGCUUGCUUUAAAAGGUGAAAAUUGUGAAAGUCAUGUUGAGUCCAACAAGGUGGCCUUAGAAUGAGGCUUUUACAAGUUUUUUAAGAUGAAGUUCUCAUCUGUUCGUGGUACCCUGGCACUCUCAGGAUUUACUGAUAUUAGCACCCUGAAGGAUAACGUAGUGUGUUUUUUCGUUUCAAAUUUCAAAGUGGAUCAGUAUCAUAUUGUCAAACAACAAAAUGGUUUGAGACAAUUUGACUAAGAGUCAUUAGAAGUCACUUUGAAAAUGUGUAGGCCACGUUCAAUCAAUUUUAUUCUAUAAAUUGUCAGUUUUGCCAGAA